This is a messenger RNA of Trichophyton benhamiae CBS 112371, 3594 nucleotides long. RefSeq lists its product as uncharacterized. Bases 1 to 3594 code for a protein of 1197 amino acids. The record is from RefSeq and is a predicted model, not a curated record. The transcript has 3 exons. NCBI's taxonomy places the organism in Eukaryota, Fungi, Ascomycota, Eurotiomycetes, Onygenales, Arthrodermataceae.
AUGCCAGAUCAGAAGUCGUCUAACGAUGGGUCGAGGUCCUCCCCAGAGCUUGGUCGCUCUGCCAGCUACAUUCACAUUCCCCAGCUGCUCGACGACAGCGAGACCGCCAGCAUCAAGAGAACCAUCUCGGAAGUGAACCUCUCGCAGCUCGCCACAGAUGCACAGUCGCCUACACAGACCAUCGACGUUGAGACCGGCAAGAGUAUCCUGCGGCAGGCUUCGUUGCGAGAGAAAGCUGGCCGACGGCCACUACGCAACUCGAAGAACCACAACACGGCCACAGGAGCUGCUACAACUACCACUCCCACCGCUACUACCACCACCACUACGACGACGACGACGACGACGACAACGACAACGACCACUGCUGAUACUACGACUCCUGAUACCACCGAUAAUACUAGUACAUCUUCUAAUAACACCCCUUCAACCCCGGCCAGCGUCAAUCCCAGCGUCGAGGUGACAGCUGCCCCCAGAGUGUCUACCGAACGCACCCGGAAGGCCUUUUCCAAGCCGUCGUUCGCGAACCUGACCCUUAAGCCAUGGAAAACUUCUCGCUCACCCUCGCCGGUGCCGAUGCAGUCUACUUCUACUUCUCCUUCCUCGUCUCCUUCUCCAGAUCCCAAGCCUGUGUCUUCUGCAGCUACUAGCUCUUCUAUAACAAGCACGCUAUCUGUCAAGACAACGGAUACAGGGUCAUCAACGACCACGGCAACUACUUUGACCUCAGACUCUGCGUCCACCUCCCCCAUUGAAUCCUCAGGUACCACAACUCCCAAGAGAGGCCGCAGACCGGCCAGCAUCGUCUCUCUCAAGGGGAAAUCCCAUGCCGAGUCCAGGAGCAACCGAGAUUCUUCGCAACACUCGAUACGCCGGAGACCGUCCUGGGAUCGCCUGGUGGCCUCCGUCAGCUUGUCCAGCAGCAAACAGGAUGUCCCUCCAGUUCCUCAGGUCCCCGUCUCCCAAACUUCACGCGCAAAGCCAGAAUCUCCAAAGAAGAGAGACGAACUCUGGCACGUCUUCCGAGGCCUUGAUGUGGACUACCAAAAAUUUGCCUCGAAAUCGACUCCUCUUAAAGUCAAUGUCCUACGCUCGUCUUUCCUCCCCGUCCUUUCUCGCAUCCUAAACCAUCCGUCUAAUCACAAUCUCCGGCCAGAAGACUUGGACAGACGUACAAACAUACUUAAUAGAUGGUGGACCGGCUUGUUGGAGCUUCUCAAUGGACGAAAUGGCCAGUCUAUCACUGGAACAGACAGGCCUGUCUACCUGGAAUCAAUUGUUGCCAUCAUGACUCGACCAGAAUGGCGAGUCCCUUUCCAGUCAAACGUAUCUGGCUCUUCGUCUACUUCUACAUCGAGGGUCGACUUGGCCGCUAGGUCUUACACCUCUCUGGAGACGACAGGAUCCGACUUUCUAGCGGAAUCAAUCCACCAUAAUAUUCGCAAUACCUUCAACCAGAACUUACUUUCCCAGGUUGGCUACUCAAUUGAUCGUAUGUCCGUGAGGCAUACUCCGGCUAGCCUGGUCUCCUUCUGUGGUAAAACUUGUGCGUACGCCUUCUUCUUCUGUCCCGAUGUCGCCAACGUCCUAGUCAAGCUCUGGAAUAUUUCGCCUACCUUACUCCGGAACGUCAUAAAUGAAUUUGACCCUGGUCAUGACCAUGUGCUUAGAGGAGUGAUGGCUGAGGAAAUCUCAUCCCAAUUUCCCCCAGCUGUUCGGAACCUUGCGUUUUCCGGUCAUUCGUCCUUCCUACGCGCUCUGCGGCGUAAUACUUCAGUCCCGCUUGCUGCUGCCCAAAUCAACUGGUUCGGCCCAUGGGCGCCUCGCUGGGCCGGCCGGGAUACAGACCUUUUCUUCGUCUUCUUGAAACAUUUCUACCUCCUAAUCACAGACCUGCUUCCAUCCAUUAGCGACAUGUCGAAAAGGAUAUACGUUCCCGGAUUUAUUCCAGUGCACGCGCAAAUGCUAAUAGUCCUGCAAAAUACUCUCAGCAAGCAUACCGGGCUACAGCCCACGGAUGCCCUUCAUAGCACAGCAACUGCGACGUUUGAUGAUCUGCUGGACGGCGCAGAAACAUCUGCUAGCCUACCCCUGAGGCAAACCAACUCACUAAUAUUAAUGUCUGAGAGCAGGCUGAUCAUGACCCUGCGGGAUUUCCUUGCAGACUCCUCGAUGCAACAGCUGACAAAACAGUUAUUCAUUGAAUCAUUCUGCAAGAUCCUCAAACUUGGCGCACGGAAGACGUCUUUAUACGACCAUAACGCUUGUUUUGCCUUAUGCGACUUUGUCGAGGAACUUAUUCCAAUAUUACCUCCGUACUGCCGUACCAAUGACGUGCCUGAUCCUCUUGACUGGGACUUUUGGCUAGAUGUCUGUCUGGAAAUGCUCAAAAGCAACAAUUCCCUUACGGAAGUCCGGACUUUUGCCUUUAUCUUCACUGGCUGGGCGGAGAUCAACCAUGAUAUCAGACGGAAGGAAAGGCUGUGCCUCGAUAUGUUACUAAGCACUGCCCUGUUCACCGAAUAUUUUAACCACUGGAGCCCCAUGGUCCGCGGAUACUAUCACCGCUUGAUUUGCUGGAGGUUAGCUCGGCAUGAUGGUACACAACAGUCAGAGCUUGAUAUUCGUAUCUACCAAACCUUACUGGAUAAAUUAGGGCACAUCUGGGAGCAGUUUGUUACCCAUCAGUCAAUUGCAGAGAAGGGACUUGUGGCGCCUGUAUCGACUGCCCCAUGUACACCAGCUCCUGGACGCCGUCUUAUUAUCAUCAGAAACGACUAUUUCCCGCCAGCCCCAAGUAUGUUUGUGUGUCUGGACAAUAUCCUGCCACCUUCGAUGGCAAUCCGCUCACAUAAUGGAGAAUCCUCAAAUAAAGCCCAAUCUUCAACAGCGGAAGCCGAAUCCACUUCACCACAGUUAAAGAAGACUUGGAAAAUACUCAGAACUAUAUUCAAAAGCAACUCAAAUCCCAAGCCUGGAGAAGUGACCCCUCCUGGUAGCUCGAGCCCAGAGACUGCCAGCACUACAACAGCCAGUGAAGGCCGCAAUGCAGGCGAACACCCUAAAGAAGAUGGAACAGGCCCAGGCCCCGAAUCAGGAUCGAGCGCUACUCCGCGUCAAGCGUACACUUUCCGGUUCUGCCUGGAGUGGAUUGACCGCCAAAGAUGGCCAAGUAGGAAUAGGCAGCUCUACCCCCCAUCGCUCCCGGCACCAGCUCGCCUGUUUCUCCAUGCCCUCCAAAAGCCUCCCAUUAAUAUAUCCGAUUCAAGUUCUGGCUCCAGGUCCCAUUCACGCUCAGGAACGGGGUCUGAAGACAGUUCUGAAACCGAUUCGGCUACCGAAGAGCCCGAUUCCCGGGUAACCAGUGGGACGAUCGCUCCUCGUCCAAACAAUGCAUCAAAGAAUCUCUUCGCUGCACGUAUUCAUCCUGCAAGUAAUGGUCAAAUGAACAAGUAUGCAGGUAGAGCACUUGCUGAAUGGGCCAUGGUCGUAUCGGAGUGUGACAAUUUCUUUGAACGAAGGCGCGACGAAGGUGUCCCUUGUGACCGGUUGGUUGAGGUCCCAACCCUCGGUGCCGACAGCUUCCGCAAAUAA